AUGGCUAGCAUGAAUGUCAAUACCAUGAAAGAGGAGCUUAUUUCCCGGCUUUCAAAAUCAAGUGCAGUGACUGUGGAGGCAGAUGCAAGUUGGGAAGAGGCCCUGAAGCGCUGGACGAGGUAUCGAGGGCAAACUCCAGCAGCGGUUGUUCAUCCGGCGAAUGAGGAAGAUGUUAUAAAAACUAUCUCGUAUGCUGUCCAGCAUCAACGGCCGUUCGUGGUCAGGGGAGGCGGACACAGCAACGGCUUCUCCACUAUCAGCAGUCCUGGAAUCGUCCUAGACCUCUCGCGGAUGAGACACGCCUCCGUUGAUGUAGAGCGAGCGGUGGCUGUGGUGCAAGGGGGCGCAACCAUGGGCGACGGAGUGAGGGUUGCUGCUUCAGCAGGCUUAGCCAUCGCGACAGGAACAUGCAACGAGGUCGGCCUGGUUGGGGCGUCGUUGGGAGGAGGCAUUGGCCGGCUCCUUGGGCUCUAUGGCUAUGCAGCAGACACAAUUGUCUCAAUGCGCGUUGCGGUCGUAGAGAGCAGCGGGAGGCCUCGUAUAGUUGAAGCAUCGCGGGAGGCGAAUCCAGAUCUCUUCUGGGCCCUCCGUGGCAGCGGCCAUUUGUUUGGCGUAGUUGUCCAGGCCACUUUUAGGGCUUUCCCCUGGGCAUACGAGACGUGGCACAGCUGUCUCGUCUUCCAGCCGUGUGAUGCUGCCCAGGUGGCAGAGACGAUAGACCUGGUCAACUACCAGGGAGGGAUGCAGGGCCGGUUGGUCUUCUGUGCUCCCAAUAACCAGCCGCUUGUUCUGUUGCAGUUGUGGUAUAUGGGCGACCCUGGGGAGGCCGCAGCCAAAUUCCAGCCCCUGCUGGAGCUCCCGUCUAUGGCAGAGCAUCCCCUGCAUGUCAUCGGCCGUCUAAUACCGUAUGCAAACCUCAACGACUCGAGUGAUAGAAUCUGUGCCUAUGCUGGGAGGAAGAACCUGGCGGCCUUUGGUAUGCAGAGCAUCUCAGGGGCCUCAUGCACGGCAGCGCUCAGGGUAUACACGGAUUUCAUCACCAGAAACCCUGCAGCGGGCAAGACGCACAUUCUCACGGAGUUCUACAGCAUGGAUGUUGCACAGGAGCUAGACCGAGACGGUAAGGAGACCUCGAUCCCCCAGCAGAUGCGAAAGGGGGUGAAGUACUGGGUGAUGCCUCUGGCCUGGUAUGAAGACGCCGCGCUAGACGAUGCAUGUGCAGGGCUCAACAAAGCCAUCCGAGAAGCGUUUCUGACACACGCGGACGGCAGCCGGGCAGCGAGUGUGGGCUAUGUUAAUAUGCCGUUCGAAGAAGAUACUGCUAGUAGUAUCUUCGGCGAUGAAGAGCGGCUGCAGGUUCUGCGCCAUCUGAAACAGAAAUGGGACCCCUUGGGGGCUGUUCAGGGGGUUGUGCAGCUCCAGUAG
This is a messenger RNA of Nannizzia gypsea CBS 118893, 1425 nucleotides long. RefSeq names its product FAD binding domain-containing protein. Gene Ontology annotation, molecular function: FAD binding. The record is from RefSeq and is a predicted model, not a curated record. Lineage: Eukaryota; Fungi; Ascomycota; Eurotiomycetes; Onygenales; Arthrodermataceae. Bases 1 to 1425 code for a protein of 474 amino acids. The transcript has 4 exons.